GUAAGUGACGUCACAUCGAAAACAUUUGAGAAUCCGUUUCAAAACCGAAACAGCGUUUGAAAAAAUAUUCCUAAAUAUUGAAAUAUCUCCUGCCUCCGUUACACACGAAACCUCCAGAGAAAGAGUACGACCUACGGUUUAAGUUGUAUCGCUCAGAUUUGAGAACAAAGCCAACCAGCCGAGCUGCUAAGUGAAGCUAACGCUAAAUAGGAUAACGUAAAUUGGGAGCUAGCUAUUUAGAAACAAUAAAACUUCAUCGCAGUGCCCAGUUUGUUUAAGGAUGGAGAACAAAUACAACCUCAAGAGUCCAGCGGUGAAGAGGCUGAUGAAGGAGGCUGCUGAACUGAGGGAUCCCACAGAGCACUACCAUGCCCAACCACUAGAAGAUAAUCUCUUUGAGUGGCACUUUUCUGUUCGUGGGCCUCCAGACUCAGAUUUCGAUGGUGGGGUUUACCAUGGCAGAAUCAUACUUCCCCCAGAGUACCCCAUGAAACCUCCCAGUAUCAUCCUCCUCACACCAAAUGGAAGAUUCGAAGUUGGGAAGAAGAUUUGUCUUAGCAUUUCUGGCCACCAUCCAGAGACUUGGCAGCCCUCUUGGAGCAUCCGUACUGCCUUAAUAGCUAUAAUUGGAUUCAUGCCAACAAAAGGAGAAGGUGCAAUAGGAUCUCUUGAUUAUACCCCUGAAGAGAGGAGGGCUCUUGCCAAAAAGUCCCAGGAUUUCUGCUGUGAGACAUGUGGCUGUUCCAUGCGUUCUGCCCUCCUGGAUCUAACCCCCAAUAGCAACCCUAGUGCCGAAGAUCACAAAGCUAAAGAACUGGCUCAGCAAAUCAACUUUAAGACAGAGUCCAGUUUAUCCAGACAAGCUAUUCAGACUGGAGGAGGAGAAAGUAAUCCUUCAACACUCACCCAGGGAGACUCCUCCACAUCUGCAAGUGAGGAAACUGACAAAGCCCAGGCUGAACAGGCAGAGGCAUCUACAGCCACAGGAGAAGAGGCGUUCCGGACACCCACCACCUCCACCAGUUCUGGUCAUCCUCUCAGCCCAAGGCAGCGUCGUGCCCAGCAGCAUAGCCAACAGGGCCAAAGGGAGCCAGCAGCCAGCAGAGCAGCUUUCACACCAGCUCACCAACCUCAGGAUGAAAGCCACGCUGGCUCGGCAGUCCUCAUCAUAGUGCUCACUCUGGCUUUGGCUGCACUCAUUUUCCGCAGGAUCUACCUUGCACAUGAGUACAAGUUUGACUAUGAUUUGUGACCAUUUGUGACCUCUAUCCAUCCCUCUUACUUCCACCCCUGCAGAACUCUGAGCAGCUGAAGCAAAACCAGAGCUGAGGCAGUGGCUAAUGCUGGCUUUACCUGCCCUCACUGCCCAUCCACAGAGUGGGAACUUUCUACAGACAGGCCUCUCCACUAAGAGCAAACUUUCAUUCCUCUACUGACCACAACACCUCCAGGGUGUCUUUGAGUCAAUGUGAAUUUUACUCUCCAGUUUUACUUGCCAUUUUUGAGAAUCUGAAGCUUUGUUGUGAUUUGUUCAGCCACACACAGCACAUGUCCCCAUCUGUAUAAAUUGUCUAUCCUAUGGCUGCUGACUGUUCCCAUUAUUUAAUUAACAUUGUAAUACAAUAUGUAAACAACACUGGAAUUGGUGUCUCGUUAAUUAUUUCAUCAAGAAAGAUCUGCACAAAUUGCAUGUGCUAUAAUGACUCAUCAUGUGUUUUAGCUUUCUGAGUGCACAGGGCUCUAUUUUAAUGGUUAAAGGCCAAGAACAAGCACAAAGUGAAUGUGGGUAUGUGUUUUAAUUUGUGUGGGGGAAUUUUGACUGAUCUGAGUUGUAAGAGUAGCAGAAGAUUUCAAAUGAGAGGCUGCAGAUUUAUCACCGUGUCCUGCUGCCUUUGACUACAGAAAUUCAAUGGAGUGAUGCAGAAGUUUUCCAUGCACUUUAAAACAUCAAUAUAUUACAGUUACUACAUACAGUGUUGUGCAGAAGUCUUCAGCAACCUCUUUUUAAAAUUUUGCUUCCAAGGUGCCAGAUUUUCUUGAACAAUCAUUCUCCAGGGUUACUGAAGAACUUUCAAAGUUGUUGUUUAACUAUUAGCCCCUUUUCACUCAUUUUUGCUCCAGCCCUUAUUCCUGACUAUUCUCAGUGGGUUGUUUUGUUUUUUUGGUUGUAUUUUAAAAAAAAAGAGAGAGAGAGAAAUCACCUAAAAGAAAAAACUAGCUACAUCAGAAGAACAGUAUCUGAAAUCUUUAAUAAAUAGGAAAAAAUCCAGGCAAGACCUGACUUGGUACUUGAGAGCUGUAUCUGGCCUUUCAGUUGGGCCAUUUGAUCUGUUUGCUUCAUCAGAAAUUGUGUCUGAGGAAGGGUGUCAGUCAAGAACCCAUUCUUAAGGAAGGGAAGCAGUGAGAAAAGGCUGUCUGCUGGAGUGAUGAAUUCAAAUUUUACAUUUUUGAUUCAAAUCAGUGUCCGUACAUAUAGAUGACAUCAGAAGAGCGGUACAGCGGUGUGUGUCUAGAGCCAUCUAUAAACAUGGAAGAGGCUCUAUCAUGGUCUGGGUCUGCAUUUCAGUCUGUAGUGUUGGGGGUCUCAUAAUUGAGGGAAUUAUCAAUGCAGAAAAGUACCAUCAGAUUUUGACCUAAUAUGCAAUGCCAUCUGGAAAAUCUAACAGAAAACAGCUUAAUUUUUCAGCAUCACAAAGAUCGUGGACGUACUGCCUUGGCAAAAAAAGCAUACCUGGAUAGGAAGACUCACACUGGAACACUCCCCAGAACCAUGGUCCUGGGUCCUGCCCAGCAUUUUGUGAGAGUUUUGUUAUAUCCUAAUUUGUUUUGGUUUUCUAGUUCCCUUUGUCCCUGUCUCCCGUGCAUCUGCGGUCUUGUGUCUGUUUUGUCCUUUUGUUGUGACCCUCACCUCCUGUGUGUUGCGUUGUCGCCUAUGAUUCCCACUGCUGUGUUACUGUCCAGGUCUGUUUUCUUAUAUUUAGUUCUGGCACCUGUUCAUCCCAGUACAGCUGUGUUCUUUUGUCCUACCUCAAUAAACACCCUUCCAGCUCAGUUUUGCCUGUGAGUCCUGCAUUUUGGGGCCUACCUGCUUCUGCCACACAGCGUAACAUGACAGUCUGGACCUCAAUGCUUUUGAAGCAGUUUGGGAUCAGCUUGACAGGGAACUGCACAAACGGCAGUCAACAUCCAAAGAAGAACUGAAGACUACAGGAAACUUUUUUUAUGCAAAAUAUAAAUAAACAAGGGGUGGCUCAAGGCUUUUGCACAAUACUGUAUUGCCACAUUAUUAUUAUAUAUUUAUUAUUUUUCCCAAAAGGAAAAUUUAUUUUUUAUGGCAGCCAAAAAUGAAAGAGAACCUAUAACAAAACAGAUUAAAUAAGUAAAUGUCUAGGUCAAUAAAACCAACAACAUAAGUCAAAUAUGUCAGUAAAAUUCUAAAAAAAAAAAAAAAAAA
Molecule: messenger RNA, 3454 nt
Organism: Archocentrus centrarchus (flier cichlid)
Lineage: Eukaryota; Metazoa; Chordata; Actinopteri; Cichliformes; Cichlidae
Gene: ube2j1
Product: ubiquitin-conjugating enzyme E2, J1
Exons: 8
Coding region: 281-1252 (323 amino acids)
Source: RefSeq, a predicted model, not a curated record